This is a messenger RNA of Pisolithus orientalis, 989 nucleotides long. RefSeq names its product mRNA triphosphatase CET1. Gene Ontology annotation, molecular function: polynucleotide 5'-phosphatase activity. The record is from RefSeq and is a predicted model, not a curated record. Bases 69 to 926 code for a protein of 285 amino acids. Gene Ontology annotation, biological process: polynucleotide 5' dephosphorylation; 7-methylguanosine mRNA capping. The transcript is spliced from 5 exons. Lineage: Eukaryota; Fungi; Basidiomycota; Agaricomycetes; Boletales; Pisolithaceae. Gene Ontology annotation, cellular component: mRNA capping enzyme complex.
CUGGCACUCCGACCCCGCUUAUACACUAAAACACCUUCGACUUUCCAUCACAGCAGCGGCGGCCGAGGAUGAACAACAGCAACCCAGCAAAUCUGCCCCCGCUGUCCGUCUCGAUUCUGGGCGUCGAACCCUUGGACGAAUUCAUACGAGAGAUCGCCGACUUCGUGCACCACAUGAUCAUGACCAGACCCAACGCAGGUCCGGACGCGAGGGUCGAGGUGGAGGCCAAGGUCGGUGUGCUGAGAGACAAGGCUUCCAAUCGGCUUAUGCUGCCUGUACUGGUAGAAACGAUAUUGUCCCCAAAUAUUGAUUCCGACUUGCGGUUCGAAACGAACAUGUCAGCAGCACAGCACAAGCACUACAACACGCUUCUGAACCAGCUACAGCAAACAUCCCGCGAACCUACCCAUCCAAGCACGCCUCUGGAGUACAAGCAUGUAAAAGUCGUAGAUUCGUUUUACGCGUCUGAGAACCCUCGCGACCGCGAGAAGAUAAGGGUUACCCGCGAUGAGAAGACUGGGACCGCGCACGAGAUCAUGACGAAGAUACGGUUGGGGGAUCUCAAUAUAUACUGUCCGAAGCGGGCUGCAGAUUGGAGAGUCAGUGUCAAUCUGGAAAUUCCAGUUGCCCAUCCCGUAGGAACUCCAACACAUACGAGAAGGAAGGACAGGAUAUGUUACUCUCACGAAGAAUUUAAUAUUGACUUGACACAAGUUACGACCACCUCGAGUUCAAACCCUUUGCCUGAGGUCACGCACGAGUUAGAGCUGGAAAUCGCCCGACCUUCUUUACUACUGUUCGCUGCUUCCAGGAGGGGGGACAUGAACGCACCAGAACAUGAGCGAAACGCGUUCGAUGAACUGAUCAGAUCCUUUGUCAACAACGCCAGAAUUCUUGUGAAAAAUGCGUCUGAUGGAUGGCAUUGAACUCCAAAAACUAGCAUGUGCAUCCUAUAACAGUACAAAGAUUAGAGCAUCUCGUCAAUCAAU